AUGAUCCAGCUCUUUGGUGCCCCAAAUGGCCUUUGUUUGUCAAUCACAGAGUCCAAACAUAUCAAGGCGGUUAAAGAGCCCUGGUGCCGCUCCAGCAGAUACAAAGCAUUAAGCCAGAUGCUUCUCACCAACCAAUGCCUCAACAAAAUAGCUGCAGCCCAGAGUGAUUUUGAAGCUCAUGGCAUGCUUCAAGGGUUGUGCCUGUCCAAUGCAUUGCAGGCACUUGGAGAGAGUAAUGGCAAGUUGCUGGACAACAGCACAGAUGAAGAUGAAGACAACAAUGAUGCACUUCAAGCACGUCCUGACUGUUUAUGCCUCAAUGAACCACAGAAUCAGACUGUCAAGGGAGACUUGGUGGGCAUCGUUGAUGGACCUACUGUCCAAGCUCAUGUAGAACUUGCGGCAGCACCUGUGCCAGGUUGUUCACCCAAUGUCCCUGCGCUUAUGCUCGAUCUCAACCUUCCAAUCCUCCCUACAUUAAUCCAACAAUUUCUUCAUGACCAGCUUCAUAUCGACGAUGAUGAGCCACCCAAAUUUGACCCUGCAAUGGCACCUACUUACAUGGGCAGGGUUUCUGUCUUUAGUUCGGCGGCAGCAUCAUUCUAUGCCCCCAGUGACCUCAGUGGCACUGGAGGCAUGCGAUGCGAGCAUAUUCAGGCAAUGCCAUCAUGUAUGAAUGAUGAAGUCAGUUGUGGCUUGGAUGGGCUUGCUAUUGCAAGAGUAUUGCAUUUUCUUGGCUUCAAGUAUCAGAUGAAAUACUUGCGAUGUGCAGUCAUUCGCUGGUUCUCAUACGUCACAGACAGCCAAGAUCCUGACACUGGGAUGUACCUUGUUGCACCAUCGACCAAUGAUGAUGGGAUGCCAGAUGUCUCAAUUAUUCAUAUUGAUUGUAUAUUCCAUGCAGCUCAUCUUAUUCCCCUCUAUGGUUCCAAUGUCUUACCUCGCACAAUCACUCUUCACGACAGCUACAACAUAUUUCGCACCUUCUAUGUCAACAAGUAUGCAGAUCAUCAUGCAUUUGAGGUAGCGUGA
Molecule: messenger RNA, 1032 nt
Organism: Suillus subaureus
Lineage: Eukaryota; Fungi; Basidiomycota; Agaricomycetes; Boletales; Suillaceae
Exons: 4
Coding region: 1-1032 (343 amino acids)
Source: RefSeq, a predicted model, not a curated record